AUCUCAUCUCGCUUCAUACUCGUCGGAGUGUGUGACGAGAGAUUGCCGCAGAGGAAUCGCGAUGUACGGAAUUUAUUACAUCCCCGAGGAUCCAUCCGCUGAGGGUUAAUCAGGAUCAGAUUUACACAAAAGAAUUAUGCGGUGGUUCGGUUCGCAGGCCGAGGCUCCCCCGAGACUUCUGAGGCUGAGUCCCCUUCGCCCUGAAGAAGACCCGGAAGCCGCGAUGCUGAGGCUGCACGUGACGGGCUCGACGCGAUUAAGAGACAUGUCACCGCUUCGAUGGGUCAGACGGAAGUCCUCGAGCUCGGAAUCGGAGCGUAACUGUUACAACGUGCAGACAUCGGAGGUUACGACGGAGCGAGUGGCGUCCUCAAAGAAAGAGAAGCAGAAGCGGUCGCAGGAGGACCGUCGUCGUGGGGCUCGAGAGAAGCGGAACCCGCUUUUGGACCGGGUGCGAAACGCACGGCUGAGCUUCUUCCGGGAGCAGGAUCCUCCGGGGGACCAGGAACACCAAGGGCUGAGUCUGAACGCGGACGAACGACUGAACGAGAUGGUGCGAUUGAGGGGGGGGCGGCCGCCUAGCGUUAACGAGGACCGACGAUCCCUCUGCUGCAGCGAAGUCCAGCUUUCGUCGAGGGCGGAUCUGCAGGAGCGGUCACUGCGGGGCCGGAAACGUCGAUCCAAGUCGCAGAGCCGAUUGCCGAGCGCCGCGCCGGACGAAGAGGACGUCGCGACGCCGUUCUCCAGCUGCUCGCUUUUGGGCCCGACGAUAUCCUCGUCGGACGACGUCUGCGGUCCAGAAAACUCCCGGGCGUCUAGGUCGAGGUGGUACAACGGAAGUGAGGCUGGAUUUGAUAGCGUCACGCCGUCGAGUUGUCUCGCGGCUAAGUUCAGGGCGAUGCAGGAUCGGUACCUGAAGAGCUCGACCAGUCGACUGAUCGCCAAGUUCUACAAACGUGAAACACAGCCUGAUCCUGAGGCCUCCGAACGACGUCGACUCCGCAGCUUCUCCUACGGCACGCUUCCUGGACUCGAUGAACUCCGGACCAACCCCCUCUACGUCGACAACGAACCCGAGGACGACAACGACUCUGGUAUCCUCGACAAUGACUCCGCCACCAGCUCCCUACUCGACGAUCGUUACGACGGCGCUGAUCCUCCUCCGAGACUUCCACCCCGCAGGACUUCCGUCCCGACACUUCUACCCGGGAAGAGAGGCUGCUCCGUCAUGGGACUCUCUUGCAGCAACGUCGCUCUUGGGAUCGAACGUGAUCCUUUGGGCAAGGCGAACGUUUAUCAGGCCACAAACUCCGAGCUUCUCACGAGGCGGGAGGCCGACGAAACCGCGGUGCCUCCGAGGGGGCAACCCUUGUCCGUCGUCAGGGACAGGUCCUACACCCCGGAGACGAUCGUCGUCCGACUAACGCGCGAGGAGGUGGACCAGUCACUGGGGAUCUUCAUCGCCAAGACACCCGAGGCCAGGCCAGGAUACCUGGUGGCCCACGUCGUGCCAAACGGACUGGCGGAUCGGGAAGGAACGCUGAGGAUAGGGGACGAGAUCCUGGUGGUUAACGGACGUCGGUUGAGAGGCUGCACCAUGGCGGAAGCUCGGCGACUACUGGCCGGGGGUGGGACGCAGCUCGAGGUCGUCGAUAUCGUGGUCUCUAGGAUGCGACGAGUCUCCGACGAAGAGCAGGACGAAGCCAGGCACCACGGGAGGGCCAGGAAGCUCAGGGAGAGCAGCGUCGACUACGAGAACGUCCUAGUCGAGAACGGGCACGGCCUCAUCCCCGAGGUCGUCGUCUCCUCCCCGAAGUCGCAUUUUCGCAAACACCACUCCAGGGCUCAUCGCGAUCCUCGAAGCGACUCCAGCGUAUCAAUUUGCUCGGAGAAGUCGAGCCCGUCGUCUUCUCACUCGUCCCAGUCCUCCCAUAGCGUAUCGACAUUCUGCACCCUCCCCAGGCGACCCCGAAGCACAGUUUCUACCUUUCACACCGUCGUCUUCGAGAAAGGAUCCGGGAAGAAAUCACUCGGGUUCACAAUCGUCGGUGGAAAGGACAGCCCCAAAGGAAGCAUCGGUAUUUUCGUCAAGUCAGUACUGCCUGGAGGCCAGGCUGCCGAAGAUGGCCGACUGCGAGCUGGGGACGAAAUUUUGGCAGUCAACGGUCAGGUCUGUCACCAUUUGGCGCACAGGGAGGCGGUUCAGCUGUUCCGUAAUAUCAAGCGCGGAUCGGUUGCUCUUCAUCUCUGCAGACGUGCGAAGCACCGGGAACCGCAAACCCAGAAGGCCAAGUCGUGCGCAGACCUUUUACUUGCCGACGCGUAGCUUGGAAUUUUUUAAGAAAGUUUUGAAUAUUGGUACAAACGACGUUGUACAUAAUGAAAUACUGUAUAUAUUUGUAAAAAGUUGACAAGAAAUAAAAUAAA
Molecule: messenger RNA, 2427 nt
Organism: Diprion similis
Lineage: Eukaryota; Metazoa; Arthropoda; Insecta; Hymenoptera; Diprionidae
Product: E3 ubiquitin-protein ligase LNX-like
Exons: 5
Coding region: 137-2326 (729 amino acids)
Molecular function (GO): protein binding
Source: RefSeq, a predicted model, not a curated record